UGGCUUGAGAAGUGUACAACGGCUGCCACCUCUAUCCAAUCUUUAACCAAGGAGAGAAUUGGAGCCACACUUGAGCAGUCCAUGUGCUGAAUUCAACAGCAAAUUCCGUGACGGCAUGUUUUGAAAUUCCGUGACGGCAUGAAAAACGUGACGGCACGGGUUUAUGUUAUGAUAAAUAAUGAUCAGAAUCCAUUCGCACAUCGACCAAACCACAUGCAGUUUAACUGAAGUUUGACCUUUGCCCCUUUCUGUUAUAUAUCUCCAUCCACUGCUCGCUGCUCUCUACACCAUUCACAGCUCUUGGCUACACAGAUAACAGAAAAGCUAGCCAGUACAUAGAAAUGGUGAGCAUACCUGAGAUUCAGAUACCACUGUCAGUACUGGGUUCAACGCCCAAUGCUAGUACUCACUGUUCUAGUAUUCCUCUCCUGGGCUAUGGAACAGCUUCGUGGCCUUUCGGGGAAUCAGAAGAAAUAAGGAAGGGAUCCAUUCUAACGGCUAUCAAGCUCGGGUACCGCCAUUUCGACACCGCUUCGGUGUACCAGUCCGAGCAGGGCCUCGGUGAAGCGAUCUCACGAGCUCUCGAACUCGGACUGAUCGAAUCUCGCGGCGAGUUGUUCGUCACGUCCAAGCUCUGGUGCUCCGACGUGCACCCCCACCGCGUCCUCCCCGCGCUUCAGGAUACGCUGCAGAAACUUGGGUUGGAGUAUUUGGAUCUGUAUCUAAUUCACUUUCCAGUAAGCAUGAAGCCAGCGGGAGGCUAUGUGGUGCCUUUCAACCAGAGUGAUCUUCUUCCCAUGGAUUUCAAGUCUGUUUGGGAAGCCAUGGAAGAAUGUCAUAAACUAGGACUCACUAAGAAUAUUGGAGUGAGCAAUUUCUCUGUCAAGAAGCUUCAACAGUUGCUUCUAACGGCAAAGAUCCCUCCAGCUGUUAAUCAAGUGGAGAUAAGCCCACUUUGGCAGCAAAAGAAGCUGAGGAAGUUCUGUGAGGACAAGGGCAUCCAUGUCACUGCAUACUCACCUUUAGGUGCUAAAGGAACUCUAUGGGGAACCGACCAAGUCAUGGAGUGUGAGAUACUCAAAGAAAUUGCUAGGGCCAAGGGGAAGACUCUUGCUCAGGUUUGCUUGAGAUGGGUUUACGAGCAGGGAGUGAGCGUACUGGUAAAGAGCUUCAACGAGGAGAGGAUGAGAGAAAAUCUCAACAUAUUUGGUUGGAAGCUAAGUUCAGAAGAGUGUCAAAAGAUUGAUCAAAUUCCACAACGGAAGGCGUAUCCUGGACUCGAGUUCGUAUCCGAUGCUGGCCCUUUCAAAUCUGUUGAGGAGCUCUGGGAUGAAGAAAUUUGAAUGUUAAUGAGUAAUAUAGUAGUAGAAUCUAUUAACUACGAAUAAGUUGGAUUUGGUUACGACCAACGGUUAUAACUGCUAGGAAUUGUUAUUUGUUCUUUUAAAAUAACACUUGUUUGGUAAUUUCAAGUCCGAUCCCACCAACUGCAAUCUAA
Rhododendron vialii is the source of this 1498-nucleotide messenger RNA. RefSeq names its product non-functional NADPH-dependent codeinone reductase 2-like. Gene Ontology annotation, molecular function: aldose reductase (NADPH) activity. The transcript has 4 exons. NCBI's taxonomy places the organism in Eukaryota, Viridiplantae, Streptophyta, Magnoliopsida, Ericales, Ericaceae. The coding region runs from base 342 to 1343 and encodes 333 amino acids. Gene Ontology annotation, cellular component: cytosol. The record is from RefSeq and is a predicted model, not a curated record.